This is a messenger RNA of Coregonus clupeaformis (lake whitefish), 1870 nucleotides long. RefSeq names its product lysophosphatidylcholine acyltransferase 3 (gene lpcat3). The record is from RefSeq and is a predicted model, not a curated record. Gene Ontology annotation, cellular component: membrane. Gene Ontology annotation, molecular function: 1-acylglycerophosphocholine O-acyltransferase activity; lysophospholipid acyltransferase activity. NCBI's taxonomy places the organism in Eukaryota, Metazoa, Chordata, Actinopteri, Salmoniformes, Salmonidae. Gene Ontology annotation, biological process: phosphatidylcholine biosynthetic process; lipid modification.
AUCACCACUAGGAGCCACUUCCGCCCACACGAAAGAUGGCGGCUCCCUUGAUGGUGAAAUUGUCGGAAUCUUUAGGUUCCCCAGAACCUGCGGUUCGACUGAUUCUGUCCGUUUUAGUCGGGUACCCCUGUGCCCUGCUGUACCGGCGAUUCUUCUUCCACCAGCCACCCACUGUCAUUCACCUAUACCACGCCAUCUCUGGACUGUCUCUGGCGGCUUUCAACUUUGGCACCCAGCUCUAUCACUCUGCAUUAUGUGUCCUUGUCCAGUUCCUGAUGAUGAGGCUUAUGGGAAGGACAAUAACAACCGUCCUGGCCAGCUUUAUGUUUCAAAUGGUAUACCUGCUGUCAGGCUACUACUACACAGCUACAGAAGAAUACGAUAUCAAAUGGACCAUGCCCCAAUGUGUCCUUGCACUCAAACUUAUUGGUUUGUCAUUUGAUUACUAUGACGGUGGCCAGGAACCAUCCAAGUUGAAUGAGGAGCAGAAGAGGUCCGCCCUGGCCAAUGUUCCCUCUCUGCUGGAGGUUAUCGGCUUCUCCUACUUCUACGGCGGCUUUCUGGUGGGACCUCAGUUCACACUGCGCAGCUACCAGAGGCUAGUCAAAGGGGAGCUCACCGACUGCCCCGGACAGCCACCUAACAGUGUUAUACCCGCUAUGAAGCGGUUCUCCCUCGGCCUCCUCUGCCUGGUGAUCUACGCAAUAUUCAGUCCCCACUACCCAGACAGCUAUUACCUAACAGAUGAGUACGACGCUCAGCCGUUCUGGUAUCGCUGUGUGUUCAUCCUCCUCUGGGCCAAAGUCAUCCUGUAUAAAUACGUCAGCUGCUGGGUCAUAGCGGAGGGCGUGUGUAUACUCUCUGGGCUCGGCUAUAAUGGGCUGGGUCAGAACGGCGAGCACCAAUGGGACGCCUGCGCAAAUAUGAAGGUGUGGACGUUUGAGACCACACCCCUUUUCACAGGCACCAUCGCCUCCUUCAACAUAAACACCAACGCCUGGGUGGCCAGACACGUGUUUAAGCGGUUGAAGUUCCUGGGCAAUAAGCUCCUGUCUCAGGUGACCGCGCUUGCAUUCCUGGCCAUCUGGCAUGGCACGCACUCUGGAUACCUCCUCUGCUUCUCCAUGGAGUUCAUCAUCGUCAAUGUGGAGAGACAGGCCCAAGCGCUGGUGAGGGACAGUCCCCUGCUGACCCGCCUGGCCAACAGCCCCCUUACCCCCUUCAUCUACCUGGUCCAGCAGUUCAUCCACUGGCUCUUUAUGGGCUAUCCUUUGGUGCCCUUCUGCCUCUUCACCUAUGACAAGUGGCUCAGGGUGUAUUCAUCCAUUUAUUUCUGCGGCCACAUAUUCUUCUUCACAUUGUAUCUAGGCAUCCCAUAUCUCCGCAAGGUGCUGGUACCUAGAAUAGAACGGAGCGAGAAAAAGGAGGACUAGAGCUACGUUAGGUCUCUGGCUGAAUCGCCACCCAGGAUGUGACUGAAGGGAACUGUGACUUUUAACUAGGAGCAGAUCAGAAAAUAUUUUACAGCCUUUAAUAUUAUGUUCGUGUACACAUUUUUCUUUCUAUUUAUUUUAAUGUUUUGGACGGGACGCACGUUUUUUGGGACCAGGGAGAUGAGGGUACAGGAAAUAACCAUUGUGCCACAAUUGUGAGCCAAUCUGGUGUUUUCUUGAAUUUAGAAAACUUGAGAGACUGAAGUCUUUUAUACACAGAAUAUUGCACUCGCCACUCAUGGGCUCUGGGUCCGUAGGCGGCUCUGUUUUAUGAUCUCUCUUCCUGUUUCAACCCUCCCCUCAAGUCAAAUACACUGAGUAUACAAAACAUCCUAAUAUUGAGUUGCCCCCCCCACACCUUUACCCUCAGAACAGAC